Helicoverpa zea (corn earworm) is the source of this 1762-nucleotide messenger RNA. RefSeq names its product delta(24)-sterol reductase-like. Gene Ontology annotation, biological process: steroid metabolic process. The record is from RefSeq and is a predicted model, not a curated record. Gene Ontology annotation, cellular component: cytoplasm; membrane. Gene Ontology annotation, molecular function: Delta24(24-1) sterol reductase activity; FAD binding. Bases 145 to 1668 code for a protein of 507 amino acids. Lineage: Eukaryota; Metazoa; Arthropoda; Insecta; Lepidoptera; Noctuidae. The transcript is spliced from 10 exons.
CUGUCGUAGCUGGUUCGACGGCCCAAUGUAAUAUUUUUGCCCUUGAAAUUCAGUUUGCCGCCGGUUCUCAGGUGAUGCGGACUCCGCGCUGUGAUAUUUAAAAAAUAAUUAACUUAAGAAAAAAAUAAUUCUUCAGGUAUAACAAUGACGACGGUUCAAACGGAGACGUUAGCGGAGUACAUCCUGGUGGAACACCGCUGGAUCGUGGUGCUGGUGGCGUUACUGCCCAUCUCCAUGAUCUGGAAGGUCUGGUCCACCUUCAGGAACUAUGUGGUGUUCAAGCUGAACAGCGCGCCUAAGUUCCAUGACAGGAAAGUUAAGGAUGUGCAGAGACAGGUAAAAGCCUGGCUGUCAGGAGACCGUAGCACACAGCUGUGCACGGCCCGACCGGCGUGGCAGGCCAUGUCCUUCCGUCAGGGCAUGUACAAGAAAACCUUCACGAAUAUUAAGGUCAACCUCGUCGAUGUGCUCGAAGUUGAUACUAAGAAUAUGACAGUCCGAUGCGAGCCCCUCGUCACAAUGGGCCAACUGUCCCGAACGCUAGAACCUCUCGGCUUAGCUCUAGCCGUGGUGCCAGAGCUAGACCAGCUGACAGUAGGCGGCCUGGUGAUGGGGACAGGAGUCGAGUCUUCUUCCCACAUCUACGGGCUGUUCCAGCACUUCUGUACUAAGUAUGAGUUGGUGCUCGCUGAUGGAUCUGUGGUCACGUGUAGUAAGGAUGAGAACCCUGACCUAUUCUACGCAGUGCCGUGGUCGUAUGGCACGCUUGGUUUCCUGACUUCAGCUACCAUCAAAAUUGUUCCGGCUAAAAAAUACAUCCGUCUCGAAUAUCGUCCAUACAACAAACUCUCGGAGCUAUCACACCACUUCAUCGAGGAGUCUGUGAAAGCCAAGCCGCAUCAGUUCAUAGAAGCCCUGCUGUACACCAAGGAGUCAGGAGUCCUCAUGACGGGAGACAUGGUUGAUGAGAUUGGAGAUGAUGGAAAGUAUAACCCCAUCGGCAACUGGUACGCGGAGUGGUUCUUCAAGCAAGUGGAACGUUACCUCACGAACAACAAAACAGCUGUAGACUACAUACCACUCCGGGACUACUACCAUAGACACACUAGGAGCUUCUUCUGGGAAUUGCAGGACAUAAUCCCCUUCGGCAACCACUGGAUAUUCCGCUACUUGCUGGGCUGGCUGAUGCCUCCUGAAGUAUCGCUGCUGAAGCUGACGCAGCCCGAAGCCGUCACCAAGCUGUAUGACAAGGCCCAUGUAAUUCAAGACAUGUUAGUUCCUGUCGAACACCUGGAGAAAGCCAUCGAUGUCUUCCAUAAGGAGAUUGAGGUGUACCCAAUCUGGCUGUGUCCUUUCAAAGUGUUCAACGACCCGGGACAGCUGAAGAUCAAGACGAAAGCAGAUUCACAGAUGUUUGUAGACAUCGGAGUGUAUGGAGUACCUAAAGCUAAGGGAUAUGAAACUGUGCGGUCAACCCGCAGCAUAGAAGCCUUCGUUUCCCAACACGACGGCUUCCAAAUGCUCUACGCUGACACAUUCACCACCCGCGAGGAGUUCCGCGCCAUGUUCGACCACACUCUCUAUGACAAAGUGAGGGACAGCCUACCGUAUUGCAAGGAGGCCUUCCCCGAAAUCUAUGGGAAGGUCAAUAGGAAAGUUAGGAAGUGAAUAUGUAUUUGUUUUUAGAUAAGUAGGUAAAUAUAGGCGUUAUAAUAAAAUUGUUACUCUAGCGUAAUAAAAAUAUAUUUUAUAAAAUAGAAAA